Messenger RNA from Cyclopterus lumpus (lumpfish), 2468 nucleotides. RefSeq names its product aarF domain containing kinase 1 (gene adck1). Gene Ontology annotation, biological process: lipid homeostasis; mitochondrion organization. The transcript has 11 exons. Gene Ontology annotation, cellular component: mitochondrial inner membrane. The record is from RefSeq and is a predicted model, not a curated record. Bases 312 to 1877 code for a protein of 521 amino acids. Lineage: Eukaryota; Metazoa; Chordata; Actinopteri; Perciformes; Cyclopteridae.
AAAAAGAAGAAGAAGAAGAAAGUAGAGUCCAUUCUCUAAACACCGCGGUUGUCUUUUCCUAACUCCUCAUGAAUUCUCCUUCCCAUCUUUCCUUGACCCCGUGACGUUUUCCACAGGGGUCCAGGAAAAGUGGUUAGACGUUAGGAGGUUAUUUCUGGACUAUUCGACCGCAGCUGCUGCUGGUGAAACUCAUCUGAGAACGCACGACCACAGAGUACACUGUGUGACGCGUUUAAAAAACGUCAUUUGGGACCGUGGUUGACCGGAGUGUAGUUUUAAUAUAUCAUAACAGCGACAAUUAAGUUGCUCUGAUGGCUGGUCACCUCCUCAAAGUCUCCUCUCUAGCCUCGGCAGUGUUUGCCUCCUCUGGGUUUUACCUGUACAACAGACAGCUAAACCUCAAUGACCUGAGUGUUAUCCGCUUUGGACGAGCCGCAGCCACGACGGUGGUCAUCAGUUUGGACUAUCUGACUGCUUUCAAACAUGUGGCAUACGACACAGAGGAGUACUGGGCAAUCAAGUCCAAGGUGCACCUGCGAUCCGCGGAGCGUCUUCGAGACUUGUGCUGUGCAAACCGGGGUACUUUUAUUAAGGUGGGCCAGCACCUCGGUGCUCUGGACUACCUGCUGCCUGAGGAGUACACGUCCACGCUGAAGGUGCUACACAGCCAAGCUCCUCAAAGCAGUAUGGAGGAGAUCCAGCAAGUCAUCAGAGAAGACCUCGGCAAGGAGCUGUCAGAGUUAUUUGUUUCCUUUGAGGAGAAGCCUCAGGGUGCAGCCUCUUUAGCCCAGGUCCAUAAGGCAGUGCUGCAUGAUGGAAGGACAGUGGCCAUCAAGGUCCAACACCCCAAGGUCCAGAGACAGAGCUCCAGGGACAUAGUGAUGAUGGAGGUAAUGUUGAAGGCAAUCCAUUGGCUCUUCCCAAACUUCGCCUUCAUGUGGUUGGUAGAAGAGGCCAAGAAGAACAUGCCGCUCGAGCUGGACUUCCUUAAUGAGGGACACAAUGCUGAGAAGGUGGCUAACAUGCUGGCCCACUUCCCUUUUCUCAAGGUUCCCAUGAUCCAUUGGGAUCUGUCCACAAAGAGGAUCCUGACCAUGGAGUUUGUUGACGGGGGGCAGAUCAACGACAGGGACUACAUGAAGAAACACAGCAUCAAUGUUAAUGAGAUAUCAGAGAACCUGGGCAAGAUGUACAGUGAAAUGAUCUUUGUCCAUGGCUUUGUUCACUGUGAUCCGCACCCAGGCAAUGUGUUGGUCCGAAAGUGUGCCCAGAGCAAGAAGACCGAGAUUGCCCUGCUUGAUCACGGCCUUUAUCAGGUUCUUCAGCCAGACUUAAGGUUGGACUAUUGUCGGCUGUGGCAGGCUCUGAUAAAAGGUGACAUGUCCGGGGUGGAACGUUACAGCCUCAGACUAGGAGCUGGAGAUCUGUACCCCCUGUUUGCCUGUGUGGUCACCUCUCGCUCUUGGACUGCCGUCAAUGCCGGCAUCAGUUCUGUGCCUGUCACACGCUCUGAGGACGUUGAAAUUCGGAACAAUGCAGCUCAGUACCUGCCUCAGAUCAGCGAGCUGUUGAAUCGAGUACCCCGGCAGAUGCUGCUGCUGCUGAAGACCAAUGAUUUGCUGAGGGGCAUUGAGACCACCUUACAGACCAGAGCCUCCUCCUCGUCCUUCAUCAACAUGUCCCGCUGCUGCAUACGUGCCGUGGCCAGGCACAAGAGGAGUAAGGCUCAGUCGAGGAGGAGGUAUCUUAAGAUCACACUGGCAGAGUCCCUCAACCUGUGGAGACUCACUAUGUAUGAACUGUUUCUGUGGGUGAGCAGCUCGACGUUUGGACACUGGCUCACUGCUCUGCUGGCUUUUCUGCACACUGGACGUUAACUCCAUACUGAAAGUUAGGUUAUAAUACAGUGUUAACAUAUUUUGAAUAUGUGCUCAUACACACACACACACACACACACACACACACACAUACACAUACAUACCUGAGUUCCACUUAUCUCACUGAUAAAGUGUGUAACUCUAUGGAUAAAUACAAGGACAACACAAACUGAUGUCAAUUUUUUUACUGUAUUUCUUUCACGCAAGAUAAAUACUUUAGUGUGAUUAUUGUCUGAUGAUAUUUCUCAUCAUGCUUGAAAAUUACUUGAACCGCUAUCUUGAAUACAGUGUACAGUACCUGUGCUCACUGAGCGUAUCUGGAGAUGCUGCAGAGAAAUUCCAGGCCAGUGGAUAAGGAAUAGUUACAGCACAUACUCUUGUUUUGUUGUGUCAAAGCUCUAAUUUAUUUUACUUUAAUCUUGGUUACGAUGGUGACCAUGUUAGAUUUCUGUUUUUUUAUUUCAGGUGGCGUCAAAUCCAGCCACUUCCUGUGAGUUGGAAUGCACAUAGAGAACACAAAUGUAAUAAUGUAUGAUGAAUAUGAAUUGAAUUAUAUAUAUUGAAUUAAAGUGGAGAAUGUCAUUUGUUGGA